AUGGAACUUAAAAAACACCUGUAUAUUGUGUUUCUUCUGUGCAUGCUGACUUUACUCUUAUUAGAGAUAGAAGCUUCUUCAUCACUAUCUAACAUCAGACUUCGAGAAAAAUCAAGAUCAAAAUCACAUGCAAAGAGUGUAUUUGCCAUUAGGAUGAAUGUUCCUGACUUCGAAAGACAUAAGAUUUAUUUCUCAGGAAAACAUAGAUCUUGGAUUUGGAACUUCAAGAAUUACCUGCGGGAUCUCAUCAGGAACUCCAUUCCUUCAAUAGCCAUCUUUGCCUUUCUUAUGGCAGUAGCAGUAAUUGGCACCCUCUGCUGCUUCACGUAA
Molecule: messenger RNA, 330 nt
Organism: Perognathus longimembris pacificus (Pacific pocket mouse)
Lineage: Eukaryota; Metazoa; Chordata; Mammalia; Rodentia; Heteromyidae
Gene: Smim9
Product: small integral membrane protein 9
Exons: 2
Coding region: 1-330 (109 amino acids)
Source: RefSeq, a predicted model, not a curated record